Molecule: messenger RNA, 6967 nt
Organism: Canis lupus familiaris (dog)
Lineage: Eukaryota; Metazoa; Chordata; Mammalia; Carnivora; Canidae
Gene: ZFP3
Product: ZFP3 zinc finger protein
Exons: 6
Coding region: 149-1660 (503 amino acids)
Biological process (GO): negative regulation of transcription by RNA polymerase II; regulation of immune system process; regulation of cytokine production
Source: RefSeq, a predicted model, not a curated record
CACCUGUUCCUCCGCGGAGGCCGCCGCGCGCUGAUUGGCCGAGCGCACCGGAAGUGGAAGCAGGGCGGCCGCCGCCCGUGGGACAGAGAUCUCGGCGGCGGGGAGCGCGGCGCUGGGAACGCGGGGAGCGAGUGGCGGCGAUUGUAACAUGGGGACCGAGAGCACGGAGGUAAUCCCCAAGGAAGAAGUUUCUGAGGAACCCGAGCCACGUGCGACAGGAUUGGAGACACUUCCCUGGGUGGUUUGCCAGGGCCAGGAGUUCAGAGUGGCCUGCGCAGAAGACACGGUGGACAGGCACUCGAGAAGGUCCACUGACAGGAGCACGGGGCAGUUGUCCCCUCGGGGUAGGGGCCUUGCACCAGGGCCCAUUGUCUUUCAGAGGCCACCCCCAGGCAAGAAGUACGGGGAGCGUGGGGAGCAGGAGCGCACCUGUAGCCUCGGGGCACCCCUGCUCACGCCUCAGGCCAACCCCCCAGCUGAGGCCGUCCCUGCCUUCGCCACCUCCCACCACAACCCCAUGGAGAAUGUGGAGUCUCCCUGUACGCAGAGAGCUCCUGUGGGUGAGAAGCCUCACAGGUGCAAAGAGUGCGGCAAGGCCUUCAACCAGAACUCGCAUCUGAUUCAGCACCUGAGGGUUCACAGUGGAGAGAAGCCCUUCGAGUGCAAAGAGUGUGGAAAGACGUUUGGGACCAACUCCAGCCUGCGACGGCACCUGAGGAUUCAUGCCGGGGAGAAGCCCUUUGCCUGUAGCGAGUGUGGCAAGGCCUUCAUCCAGAGCUCACACCUCAUCCACCAUCACAGGAUCCACACGGGGGAGAGGCCAUACAAGUGCGAGGAGUGCGGCAAGGCCUUCAGCCAGAACUCAGCGCUUAUCCUGCACCAGAGGAUCCACACGGGCGAGAAGCCCUAUGAGUGCAACGAGUGUGGAAAGACCUUCCGGGUGAGCUCGCAGCUCAUCCAGCACCAGCGCAUCCACACCGAGGAGAGGUACCACGAGUGCACCGAGUGUGGCAAAGCCUUCAAGCACAGCUCGGGCCUCAUCAGGCACCAGAAGAUCCACACCGGGGAGAAGCCCUAUCUGUGUAACGAGUGCGGGAAGGGCUUCGGGCAGAGCUCUGAGCUCAUCCGGCACCAGAGGAUUCACACCGGUGACAAACCCUACGAGUGCAAUGAGUGUGGCAAGACUUUCGGCCAGAAUUCUGAGAUCAUUAGGCACAUUCGCAUUCACACUGGCGAGAAACCCUACGUGUGUAAGGAGUGUGGGAAGGCCUUCCGGGGCAACUCGGAGCUCCUGAGGCACGAGCGGAUCCAUACCGGGGAGAAACCCUACGAGUGCUUCGAGUGCGGAAAGGCGUUUAGGCGGACCUCACACCUCACCGUCCACCAGAGGAUCCACACCGGAGAGAAGCCCCACCAGUGCAGCGAAUGUGCGAGAACCUUCUGGGACAGCUCAGAGCUGCUGCUCCACCAGAAGAUCCAUGUUGGGGAGAAGCCUUACGAAUGUACUGACUGUGAGAAGACAUUCGGCCAGCAUUCCCAGCUGCUCCUCCACCAGCGAAUCCACACGGGCGAGAAGCCGUACGAGUGUCAGCAGUGCCAGAAGACGUUCAGCCGCAGCUCCCACCUGCUCCGACACCAGAGUGUCCACUGCGCAGAGUGAUGGCAGCCAGCGAGGGGCUCCGUGCGGACUUGCCGCGCCCAUAGCUUGCACAUCCUAUGCGUGGACAGACCCCCUUCUCCCUGUGUGUAAUGCAGCGGCUGGAAAGGAUGGAUGCUUUUAGGAGUCGGUGAAGUUUCGGUGCCGGCAUGCGGCCAUGCAGUCUCCGUGUCAGGUUUCACAGCCUUGCCGAGGAGCAGAAGCUGCUUAAGGGGGGUACUGUUUAUGUACCAUAAAGUCCACCUGUUUGACGUGCCCAGCUGAUUGAUUUUUGACUGACAGAGGCAGCGUGGACCCAACUCCUAUGGCGUCUGGCACCCGCCAUGUCUCCAGAUAGCCACCUGCUUGCGGCCACUGCCUUGCCUCCGGACCACAAGCACUGUCCACAGACGAAAUCUAAGCCCUGUGCUUGCUGGUAAAGGAGAAAUGGUGCGGAUCCAGUAACAGAAGCAGGACAGAGAAGGACAGAGGAGGAGGAGGAGUGGAAAUGCACUAAUGACCUCCCAGUGCCCCAGGGUGCCUGGACCUGUGCCCCCAGGUGACAAAGUUUCUAAGCUGAGGCCUCAGAGGCCCCAAGAGACAACCAGACUUUCCACGAGGCUCCGGCAUGAGCAUGGACAGGAGGUAAGUAGAGCCACGGGCAUCCACGCACACACCCCGCGACCAAGCCCAGGCUGCAGGAAGACAGACUGGGAAACUGGGAAGUGCUGGUCCCCUCAAAGAGGACCAAGAGGUUUGCACUUCCUCCUGAAGGCCAAGGGGAGCCCGUGAAGGGGUUAACACAGAAUGGUGUAAGCACAGUGAGGUGCUUAGAAGACCAUCUGGAUCAUUUUCUGAAGGAUGGGCGGUGGGUCAGGGCUGCGAGUAGGGUUUUGGGGCAGGUGACCCCAGCAGUGAUGUGCCCUGGAGUGGGUGACAGCCCCAGUGGGCUUCGGGCAGUGGGCACAGAUGGAUCGAGUCCGAACGUUAAAGAGGCAAAACUGGGCGGAACCGGUGCUGUCCUCAAAAGAGGGGGCGAGGGGACAGGCGUCAGGGUGACAUCCAUGCUUCUUGCCUGGGCAACUGUCUGAUUUGUGCAGUUGGAGGUGAGGACAGGGCAAAGGGGACAUCACCUUACACAUGUGUGAGGCACCUGUGGGGCCUCCGGGAGCAGCGUCCGGGGAGCCAGUGAUGGGUCAGCAGGUCAGGAGCCCAGGAGGAGCGUCUGGAACGCAAGGCACAGAUGCCAGAAUCACGAGCAUGCCACUGGUACCUAAGGCAGAAGAGCGUCACCAUGGGUUACGGUUCGGAGCCCUGGGCAUGUGCUGUGGGAGUAGAACCGGAUCAGAAUCCCGGCGUCCUCAUCUCCCUUGGCCAUCCUUCCCUGAGGCGUCCCACAGAAGGGGCUACCGUGGGGAUGAAGCCCCCUGCUGGAUGGAAAUCUGCACACCAUCACAGGCUCAGCCCCUUGUCCAUCUUUCUGGGACAUCUCAGUGACUCCGUCACCUCUGGCUCCCGUGAUCACCUUCAUCUGGGCAGAAUCCUGAAUCUGGAACUCCAGCUCCUCACCCACACUUUAGUCUGUAAUCACAGUACAUGUCUAGUCCCAUGUCCUGCUGGAUCAUGAAGCAGAUGGAUGAAGAUGAACUCAUCAUCUCACAGCUAUUCUCCUUUCUUACCGUCCAUUUCUGACCAGUUUUCAUGGAACACAUACUGAAUUGCGAUCCUACGGCAUUCAGGCACCGUUCUAGACUGUGGGAAUACCCUGGUGCACGAGACAAAGUCCCUGCCCUCGUGGGGGCUUGUGUUCUAGAGGUUUCUAGGCCAGACCCACAGGAGCAUAUGCCACCUAAAAUGUGGUACACACACCAUAUACAUCAGUCACACCCAGGAGCUUAGUAGAAAUGCCAGUUCUCAAGCAGCAUCCCAGGCACACUGAGUCAAGGCUGUGCGUUAGGGGCCCAGCAUUCGGUGCCUACCCAGCCCUGCAGCAAUGCCCUCAUCAUCUCAGACCCCCCUCUAUUCAUACCUGGGAAACCUGAAGAUUCCUCCUGUGGCCCUCUCCAUCCCCAUCUUCAUCUGGAACCUUUGAACCUCACAUAUGCAUUGUUGGAAAAUCUAAUCAAUCUGUUUUCUGGCUCCAUGCUGUUGGAUGGAGGACUUUUCUCAAAUCCUGCCUUCACCGACAACAAUGAUAAAAAACUCACUGUGGAGGUUUAAGUCAUCUGUUCAAGGAAAUAACAGCUUCUCUGGACCUGAGAGCUGUGUCAUGUACCCUAGGGCUGCUGUAACAAGGUACAUGGAUUGGGCGGCUUCCAAGAGAAAUUCACUCUCGCAGUUUUGGAGGUGGCUUCCCUCUGUGGGCUCUGGUGGCAGCGGGCAGUCCUCAUACCCCUUGCUUUGUAAACACGUGACCACAAGCUUGGCCUCCCUGUCCACAUGGCUUCUCCCUGCUUUUGUCUCUUUACAUGGCCCCAUUCUUACAGGGACACCAGUCGUACUGAAUCGGCGACCCAUUCUACUCCAGGAUUUCCUCCCCUUAACUAAUUAUAUCUACAAUGAUCCUACUUCCUAGAGGGUCACAUUCUGAGCUACUGGGGUUAGGACUUCAAUAUACGGAAGGAACACAGUUUGGGAGCGGGGCACAAUUCAAUGUGUACCAAUAGCCCCAGUGUACAGUUCACCUAAGAGCAAACCUGUGCUCCAGCGUCUCCCCUAACUUCCCUGUGUGCCAGGCCUCGCCCCAUGCUGUCCCUUUGCCCCUGACUCUUCUGCUCCCUAUGUCCCUCCAGCUCUCUACCAUCUAUUUUUAAAAAUAUUUAAUUUAUUUAUUCACGAGAAACACACAGAGAGGCAGAAACACAGGCAGAGGGAGAAGCAGGCCCCCGUGUGAGGAGCCCGAUGCAGGAGUCCAUCCCAGGACCCGGGGAUCAUGACCUGAGCCAAAGGCAGAUGUUCAACCCCUGAGCCACCCAGGCACCUGCUGUCCACCACCUACACUGAGAACCAAGGACUCACAUGCCUGCCAGAGGCCAGGCACUUCAUCAGAACAAGUGACGGAAGCUAGAUGGUACACGACAAAGGGAUACUUUGCUUCCAUGCCAGGCAGACAGUGGAGAUUGGUGGGAACUGGGGAUCUGGGAAUUCGAUGCGGAGUCUGAAAGCAGAGCUCCUCUAAUUCCUGCUACGUGCACCUGUAGACAUGUGGGCUCUGUGAGGAUACGUCUGAGCCUCCAAGACACAGUUACAUCUACACCUUGUGUGGGUAGAUGUGAAAGCCAUUUCCACAUUUUAAAAUGCUGGCCACGGAUUCAAAUAAAAAUGAACUGUGUGAGCAAUGGGGGGAAACACGUCUGCAGCCCUACCCAGCCCAGGGGCCAUCAUUUCUUCAGCCUGUGACACUCCCCAUGGUUCCAGGCCUCCCUAGAAUGUUGGCACCUUCUAACCAUUUCAAUCCUGUUAAAGUCACAUUGAUGUUUAUGUGCUGGGUGAUGCCAAAGACAGAACCAUGUCUAGAGGGACCCAGAGAUGCACCCACUGAGGAAACGCGUGAAACAAGUUAGUGUGAGUGAGCACUAGCCCCGCAAGCUAGACAAGAGAAGCUCGGAGGCAACUCUGGAAGGCUUCUCAGAGGAAAGGGCUUUGGAAGCUACUCCUAAAAGGAUGUGCAGACCUUUACUAGGACGCUACUGGCCUAAGCCUUACCCCCUCCUCUGAACUCCAAGGGCAGGAAUAUCAGGAAUAUCUCAAUCAAGUGUGAGAACACGUGUGUCCCCCCGCCCCCCACAUCGGGGCCCUCGGUAACCCCCCGAACCCAGGAACCAAGUGUUUUUGCAAAGGCUCCAGGCACAGAGCAGGGCAGAGAGAGGAGUGGUCUGCACCGGUGUGUGUGGGGGGGUAGGGGCUGGAGGUAGGCAGCUCGCGGGCCCCUAGGAGGGAACAGGAACCCACAGGGGUGGGGGGGAGCGACAGCUGAGGGUCGUGGCGGUGCGCGCGGGGAGCCGUGGGUGGGGGCCUCCCCACCUUCCUCGGGACCCUAGCCUCUCCCUAUUGGCCGGCCCCUGAGAGUCUUCCCUGCACCCUGCUUCCCGGCGUGGGGCGGGCGCCGAACCCCUGGCUCUACGCACCCAGCGGUCUCCCCUCCGCCGCGGCCCCGCCCCCCGCCACCGUGUCCGCUCUGCGCAGACUCGGCCGGACCCGCUGCGGGAGGCGGGGGCCUCCACUGCGCAGACUAUGGUGAUCCCGCCUCGCCGCUUCGCGCCCGCUCGCGGGUCCCCUCUGCGCAGACUCGGCCAACUCCAGCUGUGGGUCCCCUCUGCGCAGGCUCGGGCCAGGUCCGCUUUUGGAGGGGGGGUGGGGUCUCUGCACAGAUUCGGGCCAGGCCCUCGGCCUCCGCUGGGACUCGCGCGAUUCCGCUCCGGGGGGCUUCGGGCGGCACCGGGUGGUGCACCUGCUGGUCCUGCAGGAUCUGUGAGCUGCCGGCGGCUGGGCUUCGCCCCGUGGGUCCGGGUGGGCGACCCCAGCAAGCAGUUUUACAUUUUUGUUCCAAUUCUUUUUAGUCGUGUCCCCCACCCCGCCGAUCCCGCAAGCCUGCGUGGUCUCAUUCGUGGAUGCCUUCUGUUUGUAUUGUCCUGUCAGAGGCUUGGGACACAGGUGCACAAGGACAGGCACCAGUAACGUUUAAAAGGGCAGGUUCUGAAGUGAGAAGGCCAGACGCGCAGAAAGCUGACGGGCUCAGUCUCCUACUGCUUAGGGGCAGUGUGACGCUGGCAAGCUGGUUAACCUGAGUCCCAUUUGAUGGAUGGGUCGUUCCCCUUUCCUCACUAAUAUAUUUUUAAAAGAUUUUAUUUAUUCAUGAAAGAGAGAGGCAGAGGGAGAAGUAGGCUCCUUUUGGGGAGCCCAAUGCGGGACUCGAUUCCAGGACCCGGGGUCACGCCCUGAGCGGAAGGCCGAGGCUCAACUGCUGAGCUUCCCAGGCGCCCUCCUCGCUAGUUAUAAAUGCCGUCUUUUUUUUUUUUUUUUAAGAUUUUAUUUAUUUAUUCAUGAUAGUCACAGAGAGAGAGAGAGAGAGGCAGAGACACAGGCAGAGACACAGGCAGAGGGAGAAGCAGGCUCCAUGCACCGGGAGCCCGAUGUGGGAUUCGAUCCCGGGUCUCCUGGAUCGCGCCCUGGGCCAAAGGCAGGCGCCAAACCGCUGCGCCACCCAGGGAUCCCUAUAAAUGCCGUCUUUGACGUUGACUCAGCGUACACGUGUAUUUGGUUAUGUACUUGGGGUUUGCUCCAGUCAUCUCCAUCUUUCUUCUUUGAUAAUAAACUGUUACUGGGAGCUUU